Melampsora larici-populina 98AG31 is the source of this 573-nucleotide messenger RNA. RefSeq lists its product as uncharacterized. The coding region runs from base 1 to 573 and encodes 190 amino acids. Lineage: Eukaryota; Fungi; Basidiomycota; Pucciniomycetes; Pucciniales; Melampsoraceae. The record is from RefSeq and is a predicted model, not a curated record. The transcript has 2 exons.
AUGGUACUACCCGGAUCUCUCAUUCCAGACUCCAACAAACGUCAGCGAGAAAAUUCAGCCCCUGCCAGGCCUCCACCUGGUAGUGCUAGCGAAAGACUGGCUCGGCUUCUAGAGCGCGAAGAGGCAGCCUCACAAUCUAAGAAUGCUCGUUUGGAGCAAACGUCCAUUCCGACUCCCCCCAUCCCCAAUGACAGGGAUAGUGUCGAUGAGGACGAUCAGCCACAGGAGUUUUACCACGAUCUUCAACUGACAGGUGUAGUUGAUGAUAUUGCUCCGGUCAACAAUGGGACGGAGAUUCAUCCACCUGGUCUACGAUCAGCAUACUUCAAGAGUGUAACUUAUCAAGAACAUACCCUUACUAGUGAAGCUAACUGGAAAAAGAUAAUUCCAGAUCUAUUCAAUUCUUUCAUGAUGUGUUCUCUCAAGACACGUCAAUGGGGGGAUGAAGCGACAUGGAACAGCGACUUCAAUCAAUUAUGUGCAUGCCCGAGUUGGAAGAAGAGCCGAGUUGAUGUUGAUGUGAUUGAUCUGACUAAAACCAUUCUUCAUCUCGAAUCUGAAGCAUCUUUUUGA